CAGAAAAAAAAUGAACAAGCGGAACAUCAAGACGACAAAGAAAGCAAAAAAAUGAACAAGCGGAACAAGACAGAAAAGAAACGAACAAAAUGGACAUCAAGACGACAAAAAAAGCGAACAAAAGGGACAUCAAGACGACAGAAAAAAACAAAAAAGCGACGACAGAAAAAAAAGCAACAAGCGGGACAUCAAGACGACAGAAAAAAAAAUGAACAAGCGGGA
This is a messenger RNA of Ylistrum balloti, 222 nucleotides long. RefSeq lists its product as uncharacterized. The annotation marks the transcript as partial. The record is from RefSeq and is a predicted model, not a curated record. Lineage: Eukaryota; Metazoa; Mollusca; Bivalvia; Pectinida; Pectinidae. The transcript has 3 exons.